Electrophorus electricus (electric eel) is the source of this 2118-nucleotide messenger RNA. The record is from RefSeq and is a predicted model, not a curated record. Lineage: Eukaryota; Metazoa; Chordata; Actinopteri; Gymnotiformes; Gymnotidae.
GUAUUUUGGGGCAGCGUACUUUCUUCUGUCCAGGCUAACGUUUAGGUUGCCUGAACAGCGUUGACCAAUCAAAAUCACCCCAGUUUCUUCGCGGUUAUCGUUCAAAUGUUUUGAGCACUAUUUAAAUAGUCUACUGACGUUACAGAGACGGGUUCGUUAAAAUAUAGAAAGAAUCUCGGAUUAUAAUUUAUAUAGGUUAUAGACAUACGUGAAGACGGAGAAGCACUUCCACUGCAUUAAAGGAAACGAAGUAACAAUGGCGGAUGGCGAGGCAGAGUGGGAGUUAUGCAAAGAGAACAUCCAGCCACUGAGACAUGGCCGAGCCAUCUCAGUCCUACAUCAAGCACUCUGCCGGCAGCAGGAUGGGUCCAGUACUGCUCUGCACCAACAAAAACAGGCAUUUGAGUCAGAGCUGCGCAUGUAUACAGGAGAUGACCCUCUUGAUGUUUGGUACAGGUACAUAAAAUGGACAGAACAGACUUAUCCACAGGGAGGAAAGGACAGCAGCUUAACUAUUCUUUUGGAAAGAGCAGUAAUGAAGUUCACAGAAGAAAAGAGAUAUCACAAUGAUGUCCGUUAUAUUGAUCUUUGGAUCAGAUUUGCUGAAGGCUGUUCUGACCCUCUGGAUAUCUACCGGUACAUGCAAGCUCAGGGAAUUGGGACAAUGCAAGCAUCGUUCUACAUUGCGUGGUCUGAAGAAUAUGAGAAAAGGGGAAAUGCAUGGAUGGCUGACAGUAUAUUCCAAGAUGGUUUAAAAUGUGGGGCUGAACCUUUGGAUAGACUCCAGCAGUUUCACAAGGCUUUGCAGGCACGUGUGUGCAGGCAGAUGAUUACAUCAGUAGCUGAUGAGAAACGAGAUGAAGAACUUCCAGAGCCUCAGAGGAUUUCCCUGGUGGAACUUAGCCAAGGGGAAAAGAAAAGCGUUGCUCCUGUUAAUAGGGUGGCUGGCUCCAUUGCUGUAAGUACCCGGGGUUUGCUCUUUAGGCAACCUCUUGGGGCAGGCCAGAACAGUCAACUGAUGAUAUUUGAUGAAAAUAAGGAAUGCCUUGAGCCUCAGGAACCUAAGAUAGAAAGAUGGAUGGCCCCUCCCACUGCUAAGGCCAAGGAGAACGAACAGAAACCUGAUAAAUGGACCAAUGUUAAGUUGCCCCAGAAGUCCAGGUUUGGCCACACUACAGUGGUUCCACCACCAAAGCCAAAUUUCCAGCCAUUUGUGGAGGAGAAUGAUCAGCCUCCUGCAGUGACCCCAUGCAAGAUCAACCCUGCAGUGAACCCAGUGCUGUCGGCUAGGAAACCACGGCAGGAGGAACAGACUCCACUCAAGAGGCUGCAGGAGCACAUGCAGCUGCAGCAGGAAGACGAGGCCCAGGGCAGAGAGAAGAUCAUGUACUGCAUGGAUCUGCUCUACAGCGGUGCCACCGAGUUCUCCUUUGAAGAGCUGCGUGCUGAGCGCCACCGGCUGAGGCAAGCCCCAAGGCUGGAUGCUGUCAGCAGCAGCCAGUCCAGUCAAACGGACUGACAAGUGAAGAGACUGAAAAGGGAGGAAAGCGUGGCUAAGGAUGUUGAUUCUGAAUGUGUUGAUUGAGACGCUAAAGUGGGGUGGGACUUGGUGUUAGGUGCAUGUGCUGUGUGCAUGUUUUGUCUUGUAACUAGUUGUUCCUAAAGGUUUAAUCUGAUUUAUGCAUCUAAAUUUGGCAGUGGUUAAGUUGUUGCUUUAUUGCCUGAAACUUGCAGAGGAAGUUCCCUCGUGCUAUUGACUGUUGCUGUAGUAGUCAUAGGCAAUAUUUCUGUAUAUUCUUGGUCACCAUGUUCAAAAUAUGCUAUUUGAUAAUGGGCAUUCAAUUCUACUGUGCUCUGUACCUAUCCCUGUGUUUGUACAUAUUUUUUGUUGUGGUCACUGCCUUGAGACUAGCUGAACGAACAUUUUCACUGUAUUGUGAGUUUUGCACACUGUUGUAACAACAGUUAAGUGUAAAAAAUGUGUUUAAGUGUAUGGCUUUUGCCAUUAGGAGGGAAGCAAAUGUGGUCUGAAACAUAUUUAACAGCACCCUGUACCUCAGGCAGGAUUGGCCCAUGUGUGAACUGACUUAUUCUUUGUAAUAAAUUGAGACACUUUUU